Messenger RNA from Egretta garzetta (little egret), 1290 nucleotides. It is a transcript of the gene FBXW4, whose product is annotated as F-box and WD repeat domain containing 4. Gene Ontology annotation, biological process: SCF-dependent proteasomal ubiquitin-dependent protein catabolic process. The coding region runs from base 1 to 1014 and encodes 337 amino acids. Lineage: Eukaryota; Metazoa; Chordata; Aves; Pelecaniformes; Ardeidae. Gene Ontology annotation, molecular function: protein binding. The record is from RefSeq and is a predicted model, not a curated record. The transcript has 9 exons. Gene Ontology annotation, cellular component: SCF ubiquitin ligase complex.
AUGGUGGCUGAGGUCACCUGGGUCAGUGGUGCUGCAGGAGCGGCUGGCAUUCCAGUGAAGGAAAGGGUGAAAGUAUCUCAGAACUGGAGGCACGGACGCUGCCGGAGGGAGACGGUCCUGAAAUGGAAAUGCAAUUUGAUGCCCUGGAUGGAGCUGGAUGGCGAGUAUCUCUACCUGUCUCAAGCGGAGAACAUCCAGGCCUACCGGCUCUGUCCAGAGGGUACAGGUUUGCAGCGUCACCCUCAGGCUGUCUUCUCUGGCCACCAGGAGGACGUAUGUCGCUUUGUUCUUGUCAACUCCCACAUCGUCAGUGGAGGGGGAGAUGGAAACAUUGUCCUUCACAAGAUCCAUGGCUCCUACAGCGUCAAGUUCUCUGCGCAUGAACAGGAGGUGAACUGUGUGGACUUCCAAGGUGGCCUCAUUGUCAGCGGCUCCCGGGACAGAACAGCAAAGGUUUGGUCCCUGUCCGUGGGCAGAGUUGGGCAGUGUCUACAUACAGUGCAGACAGAGGAUCGAGUGUGGUCCAUUGCUAUCAGCCCAUUAUUAAGCUCAUUUGUGACGGGGACAGCCUGCUGUGGACACACCUCGCCCCUGAGAAUCUGGGACCUUGAGAGUGGUCAGCUGUUGACCUGUUUGGGGACUGACUUCCACCGUGGAGCUGGAGUCCUUGACGUCUUCUACGAAACACCCUCCCUUCUCCUUUCUUGUGGGUAUGACACCUACAUCCGCUACUGGGACAUACGGACCAGCACCAGGAAGUGUGUCCAGGAGUGGGAAGAGCCCCAUGACAGUGCCCUGUACUGCAUAAGGAGUGAUAAGAACCAUAUGAUUGCCAGCGGCUCUUCUUACUAUGGCGUGGUGCGCCUCUGGGAUAAGCGGCAGACUCGGUGCCUGCAGAGCUUUCACCUGUCUUCACCCACCAGCAGCCCAGUGUACUGCCUUCGUUUCAGUACCACCCACCUGUACGCUGCCCUGGCAUCAGCCCUGCACGUCCUAGACUUCACAGCCCCAUGAAGAAGGGCACCACAGCUGCUUCUGGUCACCCCAGCUCAGCAGAGUUGACACUUGGCUCAGGGAAUCGCAGGGCAGGAGAGGUGAGAAUGGCCCCCAAGGCUUCUGAAGGGAUUUUUUGCCUGCCAGAAAGCUACAUGGAAAAGUGCACAAAGGGCCAGACUUUCUCAACCUCACCUGCCCAUUAGUGGAAAUAAAGGCCGAUUGUCCUUUCCCCUUUUUAUUUUGUGCAAGGCAGGGUUUGUUUUAUUAACAGUGUUCUUUUUUUCUGUUUUUUUU